AUGACAAAACCUUCGCCGUCUGUGAUGGACGACGCUCCUGAACAGGAGGGUUCUGCAGUGCACAACCAUUCCAACAACAGAGCCACUCUCAAUAAUUUUGAAUCAUCGGAAUUAACAUCUUCUCCUCGUCAGCCUUCUGCUUUCAACCAUUCCACUAUAAUGACCACCUCAACAACAGCACUCAUGAAUACAAGUCGUACUAAUGUGGCUCCGAAUAAUUUAACAAGUCAUGAAACUACAUCUUCCAAUCUUCCUCCAUCGUUUGAAAUUACUUGGCAAAAUUUAGACAAGUUCAAAUACUACUCCAUUGGACUAGCUGCAACGAGUACGACACUCGCACUCUUUUAUCCUUUUGAUUUGAUAAAAACUCAUCAACAAAUGAAUAGUGGAAGCUCCAUCAAACAACGUGCAAUUUUUAAAAAUUUAUUUAAAACUUAUGGUUUUCGAGGCUUGUACAAGGGAUUUGCAAUUUCCUUGUUAGGAGCUUGCUCUAUUGAGAGUUUAUACAUGUCGACAUAUGAAAUUGCCAAUCAAGAAUAUUUAAAUAGAAAUAGCAGUAAUGAUGAAACUAAUGAUUCUUUGAAAAACAACAAUAUGGCAGCUCAAAGAGAAAGUGAUAGUACAAGUUUUAAUCGAUACUUUUUGGCUGGUCUCUCAGCAGAUAUCAUUGCCAAUACGUUGGUAGUUCCAUUUGAUGUGAUCUCUCAAAGAAUGAUGAUUUCAACAGUGAAAGAUUUAUCUUCCAUUCAUAUCAUUCGAGAUAUUUUAAACAAAGAAGGAUUCAGAGGUCUUUAUAGAGGUUAUGCAUGGUCCUUGUGUAAAUUUGCUCCAGAAUCUGCAUUGUGGUGGGGAAUUUAUGGUCUAUUAAGGAAAAAGUAUUUUGAGAGCAUUGUUAUUGAGGACUCUCAAAGGAAUGGCAAUCAACUGGUGAAACAUCAACUCUUUUCGUCGGCAUCUUCUGGAAUAUUGGCCGGAACCAUUUGUGCGAUUGUAUUCAAUCCAUUAGAUGUCAUCAAAACUCGACUUCAAACUUUUGAACAGAAAAUGACAUUCAAGCAAGUCAUUACAGAGCUACAUCGGAGUGAUGGAUUAGUGAAAGGACUUUCGAAAGGAAUACUUCCAAAUAUUAUUUUCAUGGCGAGCACUUCCUCUCUUUCCAUCACAGUUUAUGAAUUGGUCAAGAUUUUAUCGAAAACUAGUUAA
Naegleria lovaniensis is the source of this 1203-nucleotide messenger RNA. RefSeq lists its product as uncharacterized. Lineage: Eukaryota; Heterolobosea; Eutetramitea; Acrasida; Naegleriidae. The coding region runs from base 1 to 1203 and encodes 400 amino acids. Gene Ontology annotation, biological process: transmembrane transport. The record is from RefSeq and is a predicted model, not a curated record. The transcript has a single exon.